Molecule: messenger RNA, 1329 nt
Organism: Archocentrus centrarchus (flier cichlid)
Lineage: Eukaryota; Metazoa; Chordata; Actinopteri; Cichliformes; Cichlidae
Gene: tm6sf2b
Product: transmembrane 6 superfamily member 2b
Exons: 11
Coding region: 78-1223 (381 amino acids)
Biological process (GO): regulation of lipid metabolic process; lipid homeostasis
Cellular component (GO): endoplasmic reticulum membrane; endoplasmic reticulum-Golgi intermediate compartment membrane
Source: RefSeq, a predicted model, not a curated record
UGCCUCAGGCCAGCAGUAAUUUGAUUAAUCCACCAAAAGGGUAGCUAGACGGGUGGGGCUGAACAGCUAUUGAAAAGAUGGAGAUUUUUGUCUUUUUAUUCUCAUUUUCUGCCCUUGGCAUCCUCUACGUCAUGAACACCAUCCCUGAGCUUCAAGAGCCUCAUGUGAUCCUGGAGAUUGGUGUUGCUGUGUUGGUGAUUGUGUUUCUGUUCUACUUCCUCAUCACUCGUGGCAACCCACCUAAAGACCUCUUAUUCUUUGUUUUUGCUGAAUUUUCUUUUACGUGUAUCAUUGACCUGAUAAGUGCACUGGAAUAUGAUGGCAUUAUUUCUGGCUUCAUGGAGUUUUACCAAAAGACGGGAGAGCCCUACCUGGGGACAUCAUAUGGCAUCAUGAUGUGUUACUGGGAUGGAAUAGCACACUUUAUCAUGUACCUGAUGAUGAUCAGCAGAAUAACAGACAGGAAAGCCUACCGCACACUGGGCCUGUUCUGGGCUGGCUCUUUGUGUGCCAACAUGAGUGUGUUUAUUGUCGGGAUAGUGGCAGGUAAAUAUGGGUCAGAGAUCCAUCCAGCCUUCUGGCUCAAUUUUCUCUUUCUUUUGAUGCCUGUGUUGGGAGCAAUCACACUAUUCACUCGGCCCAAGGAUAGACCACUCAUUGGUGGAUACAAUGCUCAGCAUGCUCAGAGCCUGAAGCUGAUCUGGCGUCCUUUGGACAUGAUCCUGGUGGUGCUCCUGUUAGCUGCCAUGGCCUUCACCAUCCUGAGAGGCUUGGUGGCUCUGGACUCCCCACUUGAAGCCUGUACCAUGUACCUGAAGCAGUAUGAACCUUACCUGAAGGAUCCUGUGGGCUACCCCAGAGUGAUGAUGCUGCACCUGUUCUUUUAUGCACUACCCCUGCUGGGUGCUUUUGUUUAUGGUCUCCUCAAGCCUGGGUGCACAUGGAUGCCAGACUGGACGAUCUUUCUUGCUGGAGCUAUGAUCCAGUGCCAGUGGUCCCACAUCGGGGGAUUCCUCCACCCUCGCACCACAGCUCCAUAUCGCAUCCCAAAUGAAGCUUUCUGGUUGGUGCUGGCAGUUAACUUGCUCUAUGCAGCCACUCCCAUCCUGGUGGUCCUGCGGGUCCAGAGCAACCCAUAUUUCUUCCUGAAAAUUGCUCCCUUCCCUGGGCAAACAGGUUUACCAAUCAGCGAAGAGAAAGACACCAAGUAUAAACUUAAAUGAUAAUCUUUAAUCUUCUCUGACCUUUGGAGGUAAUGAUUUAUGAAGAACUGUUUUGUUUCAAAAACCAUGUUCCAAAAGGCUAAAAUACAAUGUUAUGUUGCUGAAA